AUGGUCGCAUACGCCCAGAUGAAGGUCGCCGACCUCAAGGAGCUGCUCGCCAGCCGCGGCCUCGCGCAGACCGGCAUCAAGGCAGACCUGGUCGCGCGACUGCAGGAGGACGACACGGCCAAGGCUGGCAGCGCCGCCGCAAAGCCCGCCCCUGCCGAGCCCGCCGAAGACGAAAUCGACUGGGAUGACGACGAUGACCUUAAGAAGGACACCGCGCCUCCCGCCGCCGCAGCAGUAGCAGCGCCGGCUGCUGCCUCCGCUCCGGCCGCCGAGCCAGCCAAGCCCGCAGCCCAGCCCGCACCUGCAGCAGCCGCCGCCCCGGCUGACGCGCCCGCUCCCGCGGCCGCAAGCGCCGAGGCGACGACCACCACCAGCGAGACAAAGGAGGCCGUCCCCGAGGCCCCCAAGGAGCUGCUCUCCCAGCACCUCGCCGACACCGACGCCGACGAGGAGGCCAAGCGGCGCGCCGCCCGCGCCAAGCGCUUCGGUCUCGUCGUCGAGGAGACCAAGAAGGACGACGACAAGGCCGCCGGCGAGGCGGCGGCCGACCUGGACGAGGACGCCAAGAAGAAGGCCGCGCGCGCGGCGCGCUUCGGCGUCGACGCCGGCGCCAGCGCCGCUACUGCUACCAACGGCAGCAGCGGUCCCAACGUCAAGGGCCUGGACAGCGCGCUGCCCGACCGCAAGCCCUCGCGCAAGCGGGGCCGCGGCGGCGACGACAACGGUGGGCGGGAGCGGGACCAGAAGAGACAGUUUGGCGACCGGAACAACCACAACCGGCGUGACAACCGCGGCCGGCAGGGCCAGGGUCAGGGCCAGGGCCAGAAUCAGAGGAGGCAGGGCGGUGGUGGUGGCGGCCAGAACCAGCAGCAGCAGAAGAGGAACAUCCUUGAUGACCCCGAGGAGCGGAGGAAGGCCGAGGCCAGGGCUGCGAGGUUCAGGAGCUAG
Thyridium curvatum is the source of this 948-nucleotide messenger RNA. RefSeq lists its product as uncharacterized. The record is from RefSeq and is a predicted model, not a curated record. The coding region runs from base 1 to 948 and encodes 315 amino acids. The transcript is spliced from 2 exons. Gene Ontology annotation, biological process: poly(A)+ mRNA export from nucleus. Gene Ontology annotation, cellular component: nucleus. Lineage: Eukaryota; Fungi; Ascomycota; Sordariomycetes; Thyridiales; Thyridiaceae.